Molecule: messenger RNA, 6473 nt
Organism: Salvelinus sp. IW2-2015
Lineage: Eukaryota; Metazoa; Chordata; Actinopteri; Salmoniformes; Salmonidae
Product: zinc finger SWIM domain-containing protein 5
Cellular component (GO): Cul2-RING ubiquitin ligase complex
Source: RefSeq, a predicted model, not a curated record
UUUGUGCAAUUCUGAAGCUGGUCGUCUGUUCUCAGUGUUUAUCUGGACGUCAUGGCGGAGGGACGUGGAGAGCUACCGCCUCAGCCGCCACUUCAUCUAUCUUUACCCCCGGCCAGCAAGCGACCGUGCUUGCGCCCGGCUCCCCGAGGGCCUGGUCCGGGGCCUGGUCCGGGUUUUCCGAACUCUCGGUUUCGCUGCCCGGAAUCUCUGUUGGACUGUGCCGCGAAGGCUGUAGCGGAGAAAUGGGCCUUUGAGAGGGUGGAGGAGCGCUUCGAGCGGAUCCCAGAGCCAGUACAGCGCCGUAUAGUGUACUGGUCCUUUCCGAGGAACGAAAGGGAAAUAUGUAUGUAUUCGUCGUUUCAGUGCCGCGUCGCAGGCGAAGAGGGUCCGGCGGUGGGCACAGUGGCUCCCGCUGGAUCCGGGUCUGUCCCUGGAGGGGUUACCAAUACGACGGCCGCUGCCGGGGCAGCGGGCACCGGAGAUGGACUGCCUUUCCGCCGAGGCAUACGGCUUUUGGAGACUGGUUGUGUGGAAAAUGUCUUACAAGUCGGUUUCCACCUCAGUGGCACGGUCAUGGAGCCCGCCUCCCAGUCGGAGCCUGAGGUCACCCACAAGGUGGCCAUCAGCUUCGACCGCUGCAAGAUCACCUCGGUCACCUGCGGCUGCGGUAACCGCGACAUCUUCUACUGCGCCCACGUGGUGGCCCUGUCCCUGUACCGCAUCAGGAAGCCAGAGCAGGUCAAGCUGCGGCUGCCCAUCUCAGAGACCCUGUUCCAGAUGAACAGAGACCAGCUACAGAAGCUGGUGCAGUACCUCAUCACAGCCCACCACACAGAGGUGCUGCCCACCGCCCAGAAACUGGCCGACGAGAUCCUCUCAUCCAACUCUGAGAUCAACCAGGUCCACGGGGCCCCGGACCCCACGGCAGGGGCCAGCAUCGAUGAUGACAACUGCUGGCACCUGGACGAGGAGCAGGUCAGGGAGCAGGUCAAACUGUUCCUGUCUCAGGGAGGGUACUAUGGCUCUGGGAAGCAGCUCAACUCCAUGUUCGCCAAGGUGCGGGAGAUGCUGCGGAUGCGUGACUCUAACGGUGCCAGGAUGUUGACCCUAAUCACUGAACAGUUCAUGGCCGACCCUCGCCUCGCUCUGUGGCGGCAGCAGGGGACAGGCAUGACGGACAAGUGCCGGCAGCUAUGGGACGAACUGGGUGCCCUGUGGGUGUGCAUCGUGCUGAACCCGCACUGUAAGAGCGAGGAGAAGAGCGGCUGGCUGAAGCAGCUGAAGAAGUGGGGCGACAUGGACAUCUGUCCCCUGGAGGACGGCAACUACGGCAGUGAGUUGCCCAACAUUACCAACGCUCUACCACAGAGCAACCUCGCCCAGGACUCCCUGGCCCGACCCAGACGGACAGUGUUCAAGCGGGCCAUGGAGGCCUGUGAUCUCCACUGGCAGGACAGCCACCUGCAGAGGAUCAUCAGCUGUGACUACUACAUGUCCCCAGCCUACCAGAGAGAGGGAGAGAGUCUGCUCUUCAACCCCCAGGGCCUGCCUCUAUGGCUAGAUCACGUCCCCACGGCGUGCGCGCGGGUCGAUGCCCUGCGUUCCCAUGGUUACCCCCGCGAGGCACUGCGGUUGGGCGUGGCCAUCAUCAACACCCUCCGGCUGCAGCAGCACCGCCAGCUGGACAUCUACAAGCACCAAAAGAAAGGUAGCGCCCCCUGUCUGCCUGGAGACAGUUCACUGUUCUCAUUAGAGCUGCUCCAGAAGGGGAUGACCAGCACUACUAACCUGGAGGGCUGGGUGGGACACCCCCUGGAUCCCAUCGGCUGUCUGUUCACCACCCUCACUGAGACCUGCCGGGUGGAGGACGACAACGCUAUGGACACUGGAGACUCUGGAGAGCCCAAGCCGCCUGUGUACCAUCAUGUGCCCGUGUGGGGUUGCCCGGAUGGUGGGGAGUCCUACCUGGCACUGGCCCUGGAGGUGGCGCUGAUGGGCAUGGGGCAGCAGAGGGUGAUGCCUGAAGGCCUCUAUGCCCAGGACAAGGUGUGUCGCAAUGAGGAGCAGAUCGUGGCCAAGCUGCAGGAGAUGGAACUGGAUGAUCUGCUGGUCCAGACGCUGAGGAAACAGGCUAUCCUCCUACUGGAAGGUGGUCCGUUCAGUGGCCUGGGUGAAGUCAUCCACAGGGAAAGCGUUCCCAUGCACACCUUUGCCAAGUACCUGUUCUCAGCCCUGCUGCCCCAUGACACAGACCUGGCCUACAAACUAGCACUGCGCGCCAUGAGGCUCCCUGUGUUAGAGUCGACUGGUCCCUCGGGAGACUUGGGUCACCCCCACCAUGGCAUCAGCAUGGUGCCCAGCCGCUACCCGCGCUGGUUUACCCUGGGCCACCUGGAGUCUCAGCAGUGUGAGCUGGCCUCCACCAUGCUCACCGCAGCCAAAGGAGAUAUGUUGAGAUUGAGGACGGUGCUGGAGGCCAUCCAGAAGAACAUCCACUCCUCCUCCCUCAUCUUCAAACUGGCCCAGGAUGCUUUCAAGAUCGCCACUCCGGCUGACAACCCCCCAGACAUCACCCUGCUCAAUGUAGCUCUGGAGCUGGGCCUGCAGGUAAUGAGGAUGACCCUCUCCACUCUGAACUGGAGACGCAGGGAGAUGGUGCGCUGGCUGGUCACCUGUGCCACAGAGGUGGGUCUGCGAGCGCUGGUGAGCAUCCUYCAGAGCUGGUACACCCUGUUCACCCCCACCGAGGCCACCAGCAUCGUCGCAGCCACCGUCAUGUCCCACAACACCAUCCUGCGCCUCAGCCUGGACUACCCCCAGAGAGAGGAGCUGGCWAGCUGCGCCCGGACSCUGGCCCUGCAGUGUKCCAUGAAGGACCCCCAGAACUGUGCCCUCUCGGCCCUCACGCUCUGCGAGAAGGACCACAUCGCYUUCGAGACGGCCUACCAGAUCGUYAUCGAYGCMGCMUCMACAGGCAUGACGUACUCUCAGCUGUUCACCAUCGCCCGCUACAUGGAGCACCGCGGCUACCCGCUCCGAGCCUUCAAGCUGGCCUCGCUGGCCAUGACCCACCUCAACCUGGCCUACAACCAGGACACCCACCCGGCCAUCAACGACGUGCUCUGGGCCUGCGCCCUGUCCCACUCGCUGGGCAAGAACGAGCUGGCCGCCAUCAUCCCCCUGGUGGUGAAGAGCGUGCACUGCGCCACCGUGCUCUCGGACAUCCUGCGCCGCUGCACCAUGACGGCCCCGGGCCUGGCCGGUAUCCCCGGGCGACGGAACUCUGGGAAGCUCAUGUCCACGGACAAGGCUCCGCUCCGGCAGCUGCUGGACGCCACUAUCAGCGCCUACAUCAACACCACCCACUCCCGGCUCACUCACAUCAGCCCCAGGCACUACGGAGAGUUCAUAGAGUUUCUUAGUAAGGCCAGAGAGACCUUCCUACUGGCCCAGGACGGACACAUCCAGUUUGCCCAGUUUAUAGACAACCUCAAACAGAUCUACAAGGGCAAGAAGAAACUCAUGAUGUUGGUACGGGAACGCUUCGGCUGACCCCUGGGGUUGCCCCAAAAGGACAGGCAAUAUGGGGAACUCCUUUUAUUUCCACUUAAUCAUUUAUUUAAGUUUUCAUUUCCAUUUCAUUUGUCAUUUACGUGUCAAAUUCUAUAUUUGUCCGGGGGGGGGGGGGGUUGCCAGUUUUUUUUUUUUCUUGUGAGCGACAACCAAUGUUUGUUCGCAAUGUUACUCUGCUAGGUAAAGACUGCAGAGGGGGGGGGGGGGAAUCUGAAUACAAAAACGUUUGAAAAAGAUUAUGAUAAUGAUGAAAAAACAUUGGCAAAUAAUGAAAAACCAAAUGAUGUAUAGGGUAUUUUGAGCCAGGGAAUGAUGUCUGCUGUGGUGAGAUACUAGUGGUUUUUGAAGGAAAGAAAACCUGUCAUUCCAAAAACACUGACGCACAUAGUGUUGACUUACUGUUAUACCGCAAUCGUAUUCCAAGGGUCAGCUUUAAACUUUUCCUGUUAAAAGGUCUCGUUUCAAGGCAUUAUGUGUGGAGGAGGUGGAAUGCUGAACUUGGAUGUGUCAGGUCCAGAAGCCAAGCCUAAAUAUGCCAGACUCAUCAGGUACAUACUGAGUCCUCUGACUUGACCAAGCCACUCACACUCUCACAUAUUCUCUACCACCUUUCCUGAGUGUAGCCUGAUCGAUUUGUCUGGUAUCUCCUAUUUCUAGUGAAGGUACCUUUCAAAAAGAGACAGAUGUACAGAGAGAGAGACAGGUUGCGGCAGAUUGGUAUUUGGAUUCGAUCACGGAAAGAUGGAUUGACUGGCCUGAGAGUGAUACUGCCACUGUGGGUUUGGGUCUGUGAGGAGUGGCUUGUGUUGUCAGAGUUUGGGUUUAUAACAUGUGGAAAUACCAUUGCUGAAAAACAUCUCGUAUCUUUCAAAGCAAAACGUGUAUGAACGUGUACUUUUUGACAACAUGCCUUGGUGUAGCCGGUUGGGGUUAGUAUUCCACAUACAGGCCUAACUAUAACUAUCAACCUCUCAGACCCUGUGGGAAAAGUUUUAUAUUAGCCGUAGUACUAUUGUUAUACAAGCACUUCAAAAAAUGUAAUGUACUCAACACCAUUCUGUCUGCUUGAGCAAUUAUUUAUCGAUCAUUAGAAUAAUCUGUGUGUGAAUGAAUACUAGGAAUACAAACAGCAUAACUAUAUUUAACAUGCAAAAAUAGGAAUAUUAGACAAAAACAUUUGAGGAUAAAUGUUGAGGCUAUGAAAAGCGUUCCAUGUCAGCUUCCACAUUCCAGGUGACCUAGGGCCACAGAAGUACGUCUGUUUGACGUAGUACAGUAAAGAAACAAUGACAGAAAAGAGAAAAGAGACGCUGAACUCAGUUCUCAGGGAAUCACUUAAAGAAACAAAAACAAAAAAAAGUAGUAGCAUAAGCAUUUAAGAUAUUGUAAAUAUGAAAGUGUCAAUUAAGAAAAUUGUAAAGUUAUAAUUAUUUAUGAUAACUGUAUGUUUUUGUGGGAUACUUGAAUGUGUUGUGGGCUGGGAAUGUGAGGGCAGUUAGAUGGAAAAACAUUUCUCAGGUGCUCCUGUGUACAUUUCUCUGAAUUUUGAGUCGAUUUUUUUAUUUGUAUGUUUUGUUUAGUUUUUGCAGUGUUUUCUAAGAGGAAGCAUGUUAUUUCGAAAUUAGAAAAGCAGGCAUACCAUUAUGAACAGAAAGCAACCUGACUAUGCAGAAACCACUUGGUGGUUUGGUCCCCUUCUCUGGAGUCACCCAGACGAAUGUCUGAGGGGGGCUAGCCACUAUCCUAAAGAGAACAGACGAGGCAAGACACGGCAUGUUUGUAUUUGUAAGUAGCCUGCACAUGCUGCAAAUUGGGACGGACGUUGCCUUUGACCAAUUUUAAUGUACAAUUUCUCUCUUUGGACUUAAGCCUUUAGUGUCUUCUCAAAGUACCCGUGUCAGCGCUUGACAUGGUAACGAGAGUUUAAGGAGAACAAUGGUCCAAAAUAAAUGAAAAUAAAAACCCUGCAUGCCCCACGCAAAAUAAGGAACUGGCAGAUAAUAUGAAUGGGGGAGUUUGUUUUGCCAACCCCUAUCGUCCUCCCUUGUAUUUCUUCAUGCUUUUAAGCCUAUUCAGUUCCCUUCACCUGACGACCAUGGCCAUGCUCUUAACCAUUCUCUACAACCCCUACGGAGCAGCUGAGUUAUUCUGCUCCUUCCUUCCAUCCAUCGCCGGUCUUUAUUCCUUCUCUUUUAAAAAGAUUUUGUUAACUUCCUCCCAAACGUUAGUCACAGGAUUCAGUAAGACUGCAGCACUGCCUGUACCAGUGCCAUAUGCACCACGACAUAACACCUGCUUUCCAAACCAACCUACCAACCUACGGCAGUCUCCUCUGUUUUGUCAUUCACUAGCUGCCACAAAUAUUAACCACUACUUGAAUCUGAGAUUUGUGAGUUACAACGAGUGGACAAAACAAGAUUGCAGUUUAAUGUAAACCUGUCUGUUAUAUACACACGUCAAACAACAAGCAUUUUCUGUCGCUGAAGUAGUUGGUUCUACGGCAUUGCAAAAAAAGUGGGGGGGGGAAACUCCUCUGGCUUUUCAUUUCUCUCUCCCAUACUCUGUGUCUGUGUUAACUGUACCAGUGUUUUGACCUGUCACUAGAAUUUAGAAGGAAGUAAUAAUAAUCGCUGGUAGAUUGUUCACUAGUUCAUCUACGGUUUGAUUCUUUUUUUAUUUAAGGGAAAGUGUUUGUUGCCUCUUUGUGCUACUGAUUAAUAAAAAAAAGGUAUCCAGUAUUUGUUGCCACAGAAGUAUAGUUUAUCAACAGUUUGUUUGUGCAACCUCUUGAGCUAAUGUCUAUAAAACAAUUUAUUACUAUUUAUGUAACGCUACUACCAUUUUAUAUCAUUUGUGUUGGAAUCUCAGUGCUUUUCUAUGAAUAAAGUGUGAAACACGUA